AAUCCAGACCAUUCGUGCACCACGUGCACAACGUAUGGGGUCACAUAAAGUCAGCCGGCUGGUGGGUGGAACAAAGUACAGUUUGUACAAAGGUUGUGAACUCAGUUCAAACUUAACUUUUGUUAUUUUGCAUGCCAAACGCGCUGAGUGAUAACUUUAUUGCCCUGAAGUCUCGUAUGCCAGAAGCUAGCUUUGUCUUUAGCUUUCCUGUAAGGAGAAAGGCCAAGUCGGAAAAUGGCAGUGAAUGAUGAGGAUGAAAAGACAUUCUUUUCAAGAAUCUCCCAUCCAUUUCAGACAGUGCCCUGUGCAAGGACAGCCUUCAUGUAUGGAAUACUAGGCGGAUUUGGAGUUGGUCUUGUAAACUUUCUAAUGACUAGUCGUGUGAAAAGAUCUACAGAUAUUGGAGUGGUGGUAUUCACCACGACAACGCUGCUGACUUUCGGAUACUGUCGAUACAGCAGAGCCAAACUACGCAUGUUGCAGAGACGAUAUGAAGAACUCCAAGGCAUAGAACCCACGGAAGUGUCCUGUGGACAACCAGGUGGCCUCAAGUGACUAGCACGUCAAUCUUGUGGUAACGUGUGCUAAGCUGGGUUUGACCAUUCACCCCGAUGAACUCGUUGGAAGACUCACUGUACAGGCAGCUGAGGAAAUUUUCAAGAAAUGCUACUUGUGACAGAGACAUCUUCUUAAGGUGGUGUGGAUGACCCUAAGCAAAUGCGAUGAAGUUGUGGUUGCUGUGACAUCUGUGUUGAAGGCCUUCUUCUGUGGCUAGCUCCACAAAUUUUCUGAGAAGUGCUUUAACUGUGAAUAGAGCAAAUAGUGAACUAGUCAUGUAUAAAUUGUGUGACAUUUUGCCCGGUAUGCCGUUACCUUCUGGUGACGAGUCGGUGUCUGGCUGGUGUGUCUAUGCAGUUUCUUAUGAGAUGGCCUUGAGAUGAGUGACAAGUCAAAAUGACAAUAAUUCUAUGGUAUAGAAUUUUGUGACAGCACCCGAAAAAGAAAAAAAUCUUCAUGUAGGAGAUUUAGUGGCAAAAGAAGGUAAUAAUAUAAAAUAAGACAAACAUAUGGAUGUUUUUGAAAGAUGUCAUGUUCAUGUAUUUUGGAAGUUGGCUUGGCACUGAGAAAAAGGAUAUUACUGAAUCUCUGAUGUGGAGAUGUCAUAAGCAUCUGACUUUGAAUUCCUAAUGUACCUGUGUGUCAUUUUUUGCUCAUAAAAAAGCAGUAUUUUUGGAAAAUCUGCGAGCAGAGUGUAAUCAUGUUCUGUUCUUCUCCAUAUAGAAAUUCCUCUCACCCCACAGUUCAUGAGAAAAUCCACUAAAUACAUGUACAUGUAGUUUUUGUCAGCAGAGCAUAGAUGUACGAGGGCUUUGAUGCAUUUUGCAGUAGACAACCUCAUCAUCAGUAACACCUCCAACUGCAGUUGUUUGUCCACAUUGAGUUUGGGAAUCCAGCAACUUGCACUUUAAGGCAACA
This is a messenger RNA of Acanthaster planci (crown-of-thorns starfish), 1476 nucleotides long. Its product is annotated as cytochrome c oxidase assembly protein COX20, mitochondrial-like. The record is from RefSeq and is a predicted model, not a curated record. Lineage: Eukaryota; Metazoa; Echinodermata; Asteroidea; Valvatida; Acanthasteridae. Gene Ontology annotation, cellular component: mitochondrion; mitochondrial inner membrane. Gene Ontology annotation, biological process: mitochondrial respiratory chain complex IV assembly.